AUGACAAACUAUUUUCGUCAUAUUCCUCUCACGGAUAGCAGCUUGAAUGCUGCAAAUAACGAGCUAUGUCAAGAGAUCAAACGACGACAGCAAGAUUUCAUGAAAGCUUUUAAUGCUGGCGAUGCUGCUGGAGCUGCCAAUGUGUAUGACCCGAACGGAUACUUCAUGCCAAACGGGACGUCCCCAGUGAAAGGAAGAGCUGGUAUCGAAGCUUUCUUCAGAAAAGAUAUGGCCGAAGGUGUUCAAACAGCCCAGAUCAUAACUGAAGAAGUUAACGGCAGUGGGGAUUGGGCUUUCGAACGUGGCAGUUACCAUUUAGACGGCACUCGCGGUUAUGAAAGUGGUGCAUAUCUCCAAGUUUGGAAAAAGGUGGAAGGUGAAUGGUUAAUACAUAACGAUUGUUUCAAUAUUAUAAGGACGAAUAGUUAA
Molecule: messenger RNA, 429 nt
Organism: Auanema sp. JU1783
Lineage: Eukaryota; Metazoa; Nematoda; Chromadorea; Rhabditida; Rhabditidae
Source: the annotation of a GenBank genome assembly